AUGCCAGAAUUGGAAAAUUCAGCUAUUUUGCCGCCGCCAAAACCCCCACGAGGUGUUCUUCGUAAAAUAGCUCCAAUGAAGCCUCUACGCCAACCUUUGCGGGUUGAGCCUCUCAUGACAAGUUUGUUUAAAAUCCGUAAAAAUGGAUUAAGUUUUUUUCAGUUGACGAUAACACUGCUAAACAGUUCUCCGCUACGGCACUUUAUGAGAACAUGAAAUCGAACUUUAAAGACAAUGUGACAAUGAAAAGGUAUGCCACAAUGGGUCUUUAAAAAAAGUUAUUUUUUAUCAGGAGUGGCGGAGAGUUUACUGGUGUAGAAGCCGCGGACGUUCUAGAGGGCUUCAUUACCAAAAAUAGGCAUUUGUUUAAAGCUGAGAACAUUACUCGAAUAAAUGCAAUCAAGGUUCCGAAAGCAUCGUAAUAGAAAGAAAAGCACAAAUAAGAUUCAGUUGCUGAACACUUGGCUCCACGAAAACGUUUUCCGGCAGCUGAAUCAGCACGGAUCAAAGGAAUUCCAAGAUUCUGAACGCGUUUUCUACGCACUUUGCCACGAAAAAGACUAUAAGUUAGUGUAACAAAACAAAAUUCAGUAAUUCGUGAGAAGUACAAUUAAAUCGAAUCAGUUAAACGAAAAAGUUGAAAUCAUAAUUAUUUAUGGUGGGGAAAUAUAUUCAUCAGCUUCGUUCUAAGAAAAUUCAUAGCUUUUCUUAGAGUAAAUGCGAAUAAUUACUUCGGACUUUGCAUAAUUCACAAAAAUUCCAGAACAGGACAAAUAAUUGAUCUAUGUAGAUCAGGCUAGGAAAAAUGUUUUUUGAUCUAAAGAAUUCAAACAUUUUUGGCUUUCAAUGUUCUCCGUUUUUUCAUUCCUUCUUUUUCUUCCCAUUCCGGAUAACUAGAAAUAAUCAGGAAACAGUAAAAAUAUUUUUACGUUGAGAAAAGGUUCGCAAUUUUCGCUCUGUGUACUUUAUCAAGAGAAUUAGGGAAAAAAAGACUAGCCUAUUCCGCCCCAGUUUGUCCCGUUUUUUUUAUCUGCCAAAUAGACGGUAUUGUAUCAAAUUUGACCUCACUUUGUUUCAAUACGUUCUUUCUAUUUUUCGUAGAGAAAAAAGGCGAAAAAAACUUUUCUACUUUUCUACUUUCCUAACACACUCCUUUUUUCAGUGAAAAUUUUUAAACUUUUUUUUCUUCAUCUUAUUUUCGGUAAAAUAAUGUUUAAAGGCUGUUCAUCGCGCCUGCCUUUUCCUCGCCAACGCCUACGUUGGGGAGCGAAGAUACGGCGAGCAACACCUCCUCGGCGCUUCGUCCUUCCAGAAGCAGCAGCUUUAAAAGGCUUUUUUCUCCAAUGGGUUCGACAAAUUCCACCACCUGGAAAAGCAAUUUUGAAAUUUUUAAGGGUUGGUCAGGAGGAAUCGUUCAGCCUCUAGAGGAAGGGACAGUAAUACGACACUUUUCAAAUCGACGAUGAGCCUUUUCGGAGGAGAUCGGAGUGAGAAAAAGGCGGCUCGUGAAUUGGAGAAUCGGAUUAAAGAAGGUCAUCUCAACUUUUUCUUUGUCUUCUUUGACUUUCCUUUCAAAAACUGUCAUUUAUCGAGAAAAAAAUUAUUCCUGUUCAAAAGUAUCACAGAGAAUCAAUAUUAUAAGAAAAUAAAUUAUAUUAGAUAUUCCAACCAUUUUAUUUUAGAAGAAGCUGAAAUUUAUGAAAGCGCCUUGUCUUGUCUGCUCAGUCUUGUCGAAAUCCAGUUCCUCGAGGAAAUCGCGAUUCCUCUUGAUUUUGAUGCCAAGGUUUUUUUUCGCUUCGAAAUACAUUGAAGCUUCAAAAUUGUUCAGAAAAAUGCCUCGUUUCUCAGCUCCAUCCUUGAGAAAAUGGGUCUUGGCGGAGAAGAAAGGCCGGAUUCGCGACUAGAAGACGAGAUGGACCUUCUGAUAGAAACCCAUCCUCUCAUUCGGUUCGUUCCGGAGUUAUUUAUUCUAACAAGAUGAUUUGUUUGCAGACCAGCGAGCCAAUGGUUCCAAAUGGCCAGAUCUUGCGCUCCAAUGCUACAUUUGGAGAAGACUUCGGGCAAAAGCAGCGGGAUGCAGAUGUACAUUUGGUGCAAAUCUGCCCUCGAAGCGGUUCGUUUUGGCAAAAAAAUUUUUUUUGGAAAUUCGUGCAUAAUUUUCUUCUUCUUCCAAUUUUCAUUCCUAACGCUUCUGAUUGCUAUGUAAUCAACUUAGAACUUCUGAAUUUAAAAAAAAUAGAGAAAUUUUUACAAGCCAUAUUUAUUCAAUACGAAUAAUAAUACAGUUCAAGGGCCGAAAAAGACCUCUAACAGAACCAAUUUUUCAAAAAAAGGGAAAUUUAAACAUUGAAAACAGCAACAAACCGUUUAAAAAGUUAGAAGAUAUUUUAAGAAAGUCAGCGAGAAGAUGGGUUUUGUUUUUCUAAAUAGAUUUUUGAAUCGCAUAGAAUCAUUAAAUAGAUCAAAUACAACAUCGGGAAGGGAGUUCCAAACAUUAAUUAUUUUUAAUACUAAAAAACGAGGCAACGAUGUUACUAUUAUGUCUUAUAUUUGAACGUAAAUAAUAACGAUGGCGACGCAGCGCUAAUAUUCCUUUGAACCUUCUCAAAAACUUUUGAAUUGAAUCGAAUUAGGAAGAAAAAAAAAACAAAAAUAAAUUUAAGUUUAAUUCAAUGAAGAGUUCGGGUUUAAGCACAAUUUUUUUAGAUUUCGUAAUUUUUAUUUCAUUCAACUUUAGAUCUUGUUUAUAGAAUUUAGGGAUAGUUCCAUACAUUCGAUUUUUUUGAGGUUGAAAAUGCAGAAAAAAGUUCUGUGUCGGCAAAAAAUGUGAACUUGCUGAAAAGUUCUUUCAGGUCUCUGCAAGACUCGAGAAAAUGACGCAACGGGGCGAAAAUCCUCUGGUGCCACGGGAGUUCGACCGGCUGUUGACCGCCAUGGCGGAAAGCCUCUUCGACCGCGGCAGCUCCGAACAGAAACUCGAGAUGUCGUUGCAGUUGGGGCGCACUUGUGUUUGAAGUCUAGCCGGAGUCUGCAGGUAUCUGUGGCUGAUGAUUCCGACGCCGCUGAGAUCCAUGCUCGACCUGAUCCUCCAAUGGCUCGAGUGGACCCAGAAGACGGCCGCCGUUGUCGACCUCCGCAGUCCUUACUACCUCGGACCCGAUGUUGGUUUUUCCGUAGCUCAAAGUGUUUUAGGAGGGAAUUCUGAGAAGAGUUUGAAGUAGUUUUGUAAAAAAUGUGUGGUGGAAAAGCCAGGAAUAGGUAAAAUACUAGGAUUGCUAGAAUUAUUUUAGUUAGAGCUCCAGAAAGUCGUCAAUUUUUUUUUCGGUUCGAUAAGAACUUUUCUAUCCAUUAAAAGUGUUGUUAUUUUUCAAUCAAGUGAAUUUAAUCUGUUUGAGUUUUUGUAUUGAAAUGCUUCUUCUCAUAGAGUUCAGAACAAUAAGCGACUUGCAAGCUUUAGUGACAGAGUUUCCGUUAAUUUGCUUCGUCUAGGUUACAGGUGCCAUUUAAAAACUUUACGAAUAAAAAAAUCUUUUUUUUUUCUAGUGUGGCUCGUCGAAAAACAACUGCGCUGUGAUAAUCGACGAAUUGCGGCCAUAUUUGUUCCCACGAGGAUGUCUUACCAACAACCAGCAGGACGCCUUUAUAAAUGUAACGUUCGAUGAUUUUUCUCUCAUUUUAACUCCUUUUCAAGACCCUUCUCGAGAUUCGAUCGAAAGGAUUGCUUGGCACGCAUCCGGCGCCUCUAGCCAACGCCUUGAAGUUUUUUAUUCCGAAUAAAAAUUCAUUGAAACUUCAAAUUCAGGCGUAAGGCUGUGAUGGACCAGGAAAACGUUUUUCCAGCCAGAAAUUCCCCGCCGAAGGCUCCGCCCACGAAUAUGGAGCAAGAGUUGGUCAACGUCAUGAAGGUCUUUAGAGUUUUUUCUCGUUUCUCACUAGAAAUAUCCGUUCUCGCAUGUAGAAUGGCUUAAAGCGGUUUGAUUUGAACGAACCCCUCUUUUUAAUGUUGGGCUGGCCUCAAAGUACCUGCGCGCGCAAACCGUUUUUUGGUCGGCUGAUUUUGAUUCCACCGCAUCACAAUCAUCGAUUUUCAUAGUCGUCUUAAAUUCACUAGAUAAAUAUUAAGCUCCAGGAAAAAAAUACUCCCCAAAAGACCUUGAUUUUUUGCACUUGAACAAGUUAUCUCAGUUUCCAUAUCAUUUCUAAAUGUUAAUGCAAUUUAAUAUUUUUCAAACAAGUCCAAAUAAUGAGCCUUUUUUGCAGCUGAUCAUCGACAACACGCAGAUGUCCUUGUCGGAAAAGAAGAAACGACUCCGAGAUUUCGCCAAAUUUUACCCCGAAAUUUACGAAAAGCAUUUCAAGGACCUUCGCUGGUAG
Messenger RNA from Caenorhabditis auriculariae, 4374 nucleotides. NCBI's taxonomy places the organism in Eukaryota, Metazoa, Nematoda, Chromadorea, Rhabditida, Rhabditidae. The record is from the annotation of a GenBank genome assembly.